UGGCCGGCAGUUAUGUUGGUCUCUGCUUCUUGGCCUCAACUGUGCCCAUUUAAUGCCUCAGUUGUUUUUGUUGUUUGCUAGCAUGUCAGUCAGUGGUUUGUUUGUUUGUUUGUUUGCUUAUCUCUAUUAUUUUGUGAUAAAUUUAUGUUUGUUGACUGGUUGUUUUGUUGUUUAUUUGCUUAUUUGUUUAUUUGUUUGUUUAUUUAUUUGUCUAUUUGUUUGUUUAUUUGUUUGUUUAUUUGUUUGUCUAUUUGUUUGUCUAUUUGUUUGUUUAUUUGUUUGUCUAUUUGUUUGUCUAUUUGUUUAUUUAUUUGUUUAUUUAUUUGUUUGUCUAUUUGUUUGUUUAUUUGUUUGUUUAUUUGUUUGUUUAUUUGUUUGUUUAUUUGUUUGUCUAUUUGUUUGUCUACUUGUUUGUUUAUUUGUUUGUUUAUUUGUUUGUCUAUUUGUUUAUUUAUUUAUUAUUUGUUUGUUUAUUUGUUUGUUUGUUUAUUUGUUUGUUUGUUUAUUUAUUUGUUUAUUUGCUUAUUUGUUUGUUUGUUUGUUUGUUUACUUGUGUGUUUAUUUGUUUGUCUAUUUGUUUGUCUACUUGUUUGUUUAUUUGUUUGUUUAUUUAUUUGUUUGUUUAUUUGUUUGUUUAUUUGUUUGUUUAUUUGUUUGUUUAUUUGUUUGUUUAUUUGUUUGUCUAUUUGUUUGUCUACUUGUUUGUUUAUUUGUUUGUUUAUUUGUUUGUCUAUUUGUUUAUUUAUUUAUUAUUUGUUUGUUUAUUUGUUUGUUUGUUUAUUUGUUUGUUUGUUUAUUUAUUUGUUUAUUUGCUUAUUUGUUUGUUUAUUUGUUUGUUUGUUUAUUUGUUUGUUUAUUUAUUUGUUUAUUUGCUUAUUUGUUUGUUUGUUUGUUUGUUUACUUGUGUGUUUAUUUGUUUGUCUAUUUGUUUGUCUACUUGUUUGUUUAUUUGUUUGUUUAUUUAUUUGUUUGUUUAUUUGUUUGUUUAUUUGUUUGUUUAUUUGUUUGUUUAUUUGUUUGUUUAUUUGUUUGUUUAUUUGUUUGUCUAUUUGUUUGUCUACUUGUUUGUUUAUUUGUUUGUUUAUUUGUUUGUCUAUUUGUUUAUUUAUUUAUUAUUUGUUUGUUUAUUUGUUUGUUUGUUUAUUUGUUUGUUUGUUUAUUUAUUUGUUUAUUUGCUUAUUUGUUUGUUUGUUUGUUUGUUUACUUGUGUGUUUAUUUGUUUGUCUAUUUGUUUGUCUACUUGUUUGUUUAUUUGUUUGUUUAUUUGUUUGUCUAUUUGCUUGUUUAUUUGUUUGUUUAUUUGUUUGUCUAUUUGUUUAUUUAUUUGUUUAUUUAUUUGUUUGUCUAUUUGUUUGUCUAUUUGUUUGUUUAUUUGUUUGUCUACUUGUUUGUCUAUUUGUUUGUUUAUUUGUUUGUUUAUUUGUUUGUCUAUUUGUAUGUUUAUAUGUUUGUCUGUUUGUUUAUUUAUUUAUUUGUUUAUUUAAAUGUUUAUUUAUUUGUUUGUUUACUUAUAUGUUUAUUUGUUUGUUUAUUUGUUUGUUUAGAUUUUUUGUUUAUUUAUUUGUUUAUUUGUUUAUUUGUUUGUUUGGUUAUUUAUUUGUUUAUUUGUUUGUUUAGAUUUUUUGUUUAUUUAUUUGUUUAUUUGUUUGUUUGUUUAUAUUUUGUUUAUUUGUUUAUUAAUUAAAUUUCUUCAUCAUUAUUUGUUGUUUAUUUAUUUGUUUGUUUUUGUUGUUUGCUUAUUUAUAUAUUUAUUCUGUACAUCAUCUCUCUGUCGCUUUAUUUGUUGUCCACCUACCUACCUACCUACCUACCUACCUACCUACCUACCUACCUACCUACCUACCAUCUUUCACUCAAAAAUGUUUUAUUUAAUUUCUUGUAUUUCUU
Molecule: messenger RNA, 1887 nt
Organism: Corticium candelabrum
Lineage: Eukaryota; Metazoa; Porifera; Homoscleromorpha; Homosclerophorida; Plakinidae
Product: NADH-ubiquinone oxidoreductase chain 5-like
Exons: 1
Coding region: 145-1617 (490 amino acids)
Source: RefSeq, a predicted model, not a curated record